Molecule: messenger RNA, 1194 nt
Organism: Lingula anatina
Lineage: Eukaryota; Metazoa; Brachiopoda; Lingulata; Lingulida; Lingulidae
Source: RefSeq, a predicted model, not a curated record
CAUCCGGGGUAUCACCCCCACACACCGUAUCCCAGCAUGCACCCAGAGGGGCAGUAUGGGUGGGGGGUUCCAGGACUUCACCCCCAGCCUCAGGGUACACCAGCAGGACCCCCGGGUCACUUGACCCCUGGGCAUCAUCCUGUGGUCACUUCCCAUGGACAUGCUGGUUAUAGUACAGGAAGUGACCAACAGGGGGCGUUAGGAGGGACAAAUCUCAGAAACCGGAAUAAUGCCAUGAAGCAGGAUUUGACAGAAAAAUUGCAUGGUGACAAACAAAGCUCUGUUAAUAAAAGUCAUAAUAAUUCUCUGUCACGUGGUGGACCUACACAACCAGUUGUAGAUAGAAACAUGACAUCAGGAGACAUUGUUGUCAAAGAUUUCAAACGCAAGAACCAGACAGCACCUAAGUUUAUCCCUAGACAGGCUUUACAAAAGAUUCAAAAACAGAACGAAACCAAAGAAUUCUCAAAUACGGACAGAGAUCCCUUAAAUGAAGACUUACGGAGGAAUGCAUGUAUUCUUGGAGAUGUUAAAGGUCCUGCAGUAAAACCUGGAGAGGAGAGGAAGGCGAUGGAGGAAGAAGAAAAAUCUGUUGAUAACACUGUGAAACAAAUCAGGGGAAAAGUGAAAAGUUUUUCAACAACUUUGCCCUUACCAAUUCCAAAGAAGAAAAGAAAAACAGAAUCAGGCAGCUGACGAUGAGACACUGCUUGAAGAAUGCCAAGAACACAAAAAGACACAAAAAAAGAUUCUGUCGCUUCAGCUUACCUAAACAGGGGAAAGUGCCUUCAUUAGUUGAUAAAGUAUCACCCCUCACAGGUGUUUUGUCUCUGUAAAGUUAACAUUUUUUCACCAUCCUUUCUUAAGAGACAAUGAAAAACUCAUUUCACAGUUAUGUGGAUUGUGUUUGUUAUGAUACUAUGUCUGAUAAUUAAACUACUCAGUGUCAAUACACAGACAGGGCAGAGAUGUAGUGGUGAUUGUGGUUGUUGUGCUGUCGGAUUUGUCUCAUCUAACACAAUUUUAAUUGAGGACCAGAUUAAUCAAUGCACUGCCCUCAGCACAGAACUUGGAAGGUUAAAUAUUGAUGUUUUUGCCUUGGUGUAUAAAAGUCCUCUAGCUGACAUGAAACAUCUUUAGUGUUUGAUCCUAUUAGUAAAUAGUGUGACAGUGACGAUUUCAAAUAUAUUCGAA